This is a messenger RNA of Funneliformis geosporum, 225 nucleotides long. Lineage: Eukaryota; Fungi; Glomeromycota; Glomeromycetes; Glomerales; Glomeraceae. The record is from the annotation of a GenBank genome assembly.
AUGGCUGGAAUGGUUUGGACUUUUGAUGCCACGGAAGAUUUAAUAAAUCUUUGUAAUGAAUAUCACAAAGAAUUCAAAAAUACUCUGAAUACUGAGCAUGCUACCAUUUGGGUUGAGAUAGCAACUAAAAUAAACAAUAUUCAUCCAGCUCAAGUUACUGGCAGACAAUGCCAAGUCAAAUGGGUCACGCUGGUUUGUGGUUAUGAGAAUUCUAGAAGAAUAAGG